GGAUUUCAAAAAUCCAAAACUAGUUUCAGACUAGGCUUUCUGAAACUAGCUUCCGAUAGGUUUCAUUUCGAGCCAGGUCUGGUCCGCCCUGCUGAUCAAAUACGAAGUGAUUUAUGGUCUGAUCUG
This is a messenger RNA of Racocetra persica, 126 nucleotides long. The record is from the annotation of a GenBank genome assembly. NCBI's taxonomy places the organism in Eukaryota, Fungi, Glomeromycota, Glomeromycetes, Diversisporales, Gigasporaceae.